AUGCGAGCGGCGCAGGAGCGCAUCCAGGAGCGACUGCCACCCAAGAAGCGGGACCUGCCCUCGGCUGCUGGCGGUGAAGAUGGGGGGGGAGGGCGGGGGGUCCCUGGGGGGGCCGGGGGCGGCGAGGCCUCGGCCCCCUCCUCCCCCUCCCCCUCUGAGUGGCCACGAGGAGGAGGUGGGGCGCCCCCACACUAUGGGGAGGGCGGGGCGGCAGAGGGGGUGGCCAGCCUGACGGUGGACCAGUUUGGCCUGCUGUACAAGGUGGCGGUCCCGCCAGUGGUGAGCGUCAGCCCGCUGCCUCCCGCCUUCAGCGUGGCUUCGCCGCUUCUGCAGCACCCGCACUCGGGCCUCCCCUACUCACCCCUCCACUACGCCCAGCUGCCCCCCUCGGCAGCAGCCCCGCUGCACUUUGUGGGCUCCCCCUACUCGGUGCCCUACGCCCUGCCCCCUGGCGGCUUCUUCCCCACUGCCUCUCGCAUCCCCCACUUGGUGCCAUUUACGCCCCUCCUGCUGGAAGAAGCCGGCCCACCUGCUCACACCUUCGGCAAAACCACCGCUGCCCCCCUUUCCCUGCAGCCCCACGGCGGGAGUCAGCUGCUGGACGUGGGGCAGGGCAGGUUUCCCGUUCAGUAUCAGCUGUCCCACCUGCCUACGGGCUACUCUGCCUUUGAGGUUCCCGUGGCUGAUCCCACCUUGGCGCUCCCACUGCAGGACCCCAAACUCAUCACAGCAAAUGGCGUGGGGAGGCCCCAACCAAAUGAGGUUCUGGACAUGGGCAGUGGCAGUGCCGAAGGGCAGUUGCCAGGGACAACGACUGCAGAGCCCACUGCUGACAGUCGCUUCUUAGCCAGCUGCCCCUCACUGAGGACAGAAGUUGCCAUGACGUCUCAGCGGAGCACGCCGGACACAGACUUGGAAGUGCAGAGGGUGGUGGGCAUGUUUGCCUCCUCACAGGAUCACCUGGCCUGCUCAGGGCAGCAGAAGGGUGGCGGGAGCCCUUUGAACCUUUCUCAUCGUGCUCUCCCUGGGCAGGGGGAUGGAUCUGGGAGGAGUCCGGGCCGAGCUGCUGCUGCUGAGAGAAGCCUCCAGCAGAAGUCCUCAUCUGCAAAGUCUCUGGAGGAGGAGCUGCUCCCCCGCCAUCAAAUCCUGGCCAACGGCAGGGCCCUCCUGCCUGCAGCCCCAGAUGGCCUGGGGGGAGUCAGUCCAGAGGCGCCGGCCCAGGGGGGGCUGCCGGAUCCAGACUCUGCUCCCUCCCCGGGCCAAUUGCCCUCCCACUUCAUGAAAGGAGCCAUUAUCCAGCUGGCCACAGGAGAGCUGAAGCGGGUGGAGGACUUGCAGACCCAAGACUUUGUGCGCAGUGCAGAGGUGAGCGGCGGCUUGAAGAUCGACUCCAGCACUGUUGUGGACCUCCAGGAGAGCCCUUGGCAGGGCUUUGUCACGCUGCAUUUUGUGGUCGGAGAGCAGCAGAGCAAAGUGAGCAUCGAUGUCCCUCCCGAGCAUCCCUUCUUUGUGUAUGGGCAAGGCUGGUCGUCCUGCAGCCCAGAGCGGACGGCCCGGCUCUUUGCGCUCCCUUGCCACCAGCUGCAGGUGGGUGAUGUUUGCAUCUCCAUCAGUUUACAGAGCCUGAACGGCAGGCUUGCUGUGCAGGCCACCCCGGGACCUUCCCGAGAGAGACUGGGGAGAGACAGCCAGAGCUUUCGAGAGGCACAAGCGAGAGCGGGCAGCCCCAUGCAGAAGGGGGGUGCUGCUGUGUCACUGGGCUCCCCUCAGUAUGGCUGGGCUGGCCCCAGCUUCCAAAGGCCUGGGGAGGAGCCUCGCUCGCCCUCGAGUCGCCCCUCGUUCAUUCCCCAAGAGGUCAAGCUGUCCAUUGAGGGCCGUUCAAAUGCAGGGAAGUAA
This is a messenger RNA of Heteronotia binoei (common prickly gecko), 1896 nucleotides long. It is a transcript of the gene ATXN1L, whose product is annotated as ataxin 1 like. Gene Ontology annotation, biological process: regulation of DNA-templated transcription; anatomical structure development. Lineage: Eukaryota; Metazoa; Chordata; Lepidosauria; Squamata; Gekkonidae. Gene Ontology annotation, molecular function: RNA binding; protein binding. Gene Ontology annotation, cellular component: nucleus. The transcript has a single exon. The record is from RefSeq and is a predicted model, not a curated record. The coding region runs from base 1 to 1896 and encodes 631 amino acids.